AGCACAACACAACAGUCUCUGAGUCUGAGACUGAGUCUCAAUAAACAUAACCAUCAACUAGCCCUGCUUCAUUAUUUCAUUACAUUACUUCUCUGCUCAAAAACAAGCUAACACUCACCGACACCGCUUGCUUCUUUUCUCUUCUUCUUUGGAGAAAAGCUCUAGGCUCCAAAGCAAAAGGGAAAAAGAGAAGUGUUAUUAUUUUAAACAAAAGAAAAGUGCUUGCUUGGUUUGUUUUGUUUUGUUUGUUGGUUUCAAUUACUUCAAAGUUGAGAAAUAGUGUUACAUUAUCUUAGUGAGAGAGGUUUUCAGAGAGCGAGAAAAAAAUGGGUUGCUUCAUGAGAGUGUGGUGUCUCUUGUUAGUGGUGCAGAUUCUUGUGACAUGUUCAAUUGGUGAAGAUCCUUAUAGGUUCUACACUUGGAAUGUUACCUAUGGAGAUAUUUAUCCUCUUGGUGUUAAACAACAGGGGAUAUUGAUAAAUGGGCAGUUCCCAGGGCCGCAGAUUGAAUCUGUCACUAAUGAUAAUUUGAUCAUCAAUGUCUACAAUAGCUUAGAUGAACCUUUCCUUAUCUCUUGGAAUGGAGUGCAGCAGAGAAGGAAUUCAUGGCAGGAUGGAGUGUAUGGUACCAAUUGUCCAAUCCCACCAGGUAGCAACUUUACUUAUGUUCUUCAAGUAAAGGAUCAGAUUGGCAGCUACUUCUACUUCCCCUCCCUCGCAUUCCACAAGGCGGCCGGCGGCUACGGCGGCUUCAAAAUUAACAGUCGCUCUGUCAUUCCGGUACCAUUUGAUCCUCCAGCCGGGGAUUUCACCGUAUUGGCAGGAGACUGGUACAAGAGAAAUCACACUGAUUUGAGAGCAAUUUUAGACGGCGGAAGCGACCUUCCUUUCCCUGACGGUCUUAUCAUCAAUGGUCGCGGUUCCAAUGGAUACACCUUUACAGUUGAUCAAGGAAAAACUUACAGAUUCAGGAUAUCAAACGUGGGGAUUGGGACUUCCAUCAAUUUCAGAAUCCAAGGGCAUAAGAUGCUGCUAGUUGAGGUGGAAGGCAUUCACACUCUUCAGAACACGUAUGACUCGCUUGACAUCCAUUUGGGGCAGAGUAUGUCGGUGUUGGUAACUGCCGAUCAACCACCUCAAGACUACUACAUCGUUGUCACCUCUCGAUUCACCUCUCAAGUCUUGAACGCUACCUCCAUUUUCCGAUACAGCAACUCGGCCGGAACUGUUGCCGGUCCUGCCACUAUUGGACUAACAACUCAAAUUGAUUGGUCCCUGGAACAAGCUCGCUCUCUGAGGCGAAAUCUGACAGCAAGUGGACCAAGGCCUAAUCCACAAGGAUCUUAUCAUUAUGGUAUGAUAAACACAACCCGCACAAUUAGGCUUCAAAAUUCUGCACCAGUUAUCAAUGGGAAGCAGAGAUAUGCUGUGAACAGUGUUUCGUUCAUCCCCGCCGAUACGCCACUGAAGCUGGCGGAUUACUUCAAGAUCUCGGGGGUGUUCAGCCUCGGAAGCAUCCCGGAUAAUCCCACAGGCGGCGGGGGUUACCUCCAGACCUCUGUCAUGGCUGCUGAUUUUCGCGGCUAUGUGGAGGUUGUGUUUGAGAAUCCUGAAGACAAUGUGCAAUCUUGGCAUAUUGAUGGCCACAACUUCUUUGUUGUAGGAAUGGAUGGAGGUCAGUGGUCAGCUGCAAGCAGAUUAAAUUACAAUUUGAGGGACACAAUUUCUAGAUGCACAGUUCAGGUGUAUCCCAAAUCAUGGAGUGCAGUAUACAUACCUUUGGACAACGUAGGAAUGUGGAAUGUGAGGUCAGAGAAUUGGGCUCGUCAAUAUUUGGGGCAGCAAUUUUACCUUCGUGUGUAUUCUCCUGCAAAUUCAUGGAGGGAUGAGUACCCUAUACCAAGUAAUGCUUUGCUCUGUGGCCGGGCUAUAGGCCAUAGCCACCCUUAAUAAUAUCUAAGAUCAUAGUCAACAACAAAUUAUUCAUUUCCAUUCAAGGCUUAGCUCAAGCCUUAUUUCUUUGGUACCAUCUUAUAUCUAUGUUGCUAUGCUAUGAUUGCUCUCUCUUACUCAUUGUAAAAUCUGCGGCAGCCAGGACAUUAGUAUUUGUUGAAUUAUAUAUAAUCAAUGGAUGUUUUUAUAUACUUCUUUGAUAAA
This is a messenger RNA of Arachis stenosperma, 2156 nucleotides long. Its product is annotated as L-ascorbate oxidase homolog. Lineage: Eukaryota; Viridiplantae; Streptophyta; Magnoliopsida; Fabales; Fabaceae. Gene Ontology annotation, molecular function: oxidoreductase activity; copper ion binding. The transcript has 7 exons. The coding region runs from base 327 to 1949 and encodes 540 amino acids. The record is from RefSeq and is a predicted model, not a curated record.